Olea europaea var. sylvestris is the source of this 909-nucleotide messenger RNA. RefSeq names its product NAD(P)H:quinone oxidoreductase. NCBI's taxonomy places the organism in Eukaryota, Viridiplantae, Streptophyta, Magnoliopsida, Lamiales, Oleaceae. Gene Ontology annotation, cellular component: cytosol. Gene Ontology annotation, molecular function: FMN binding; oxidoreductase activity. The transcript has 3 exons. The coding region runs from base 64 to 651 and encodes 195 amino acids. The record is from RefSeq and is a predicted model, not a curated record.
CACCAACUCACGUUGCCUUGCUUAUCAUUUGUUACCUGUUUGAUUUUUUGCCUGAAAGGAAGAAUGGCCAUGGAAGCUCAAACAGCAAUCAAAGUAGUCGCCCUCUGCGGUUCUCUCCGUAAAGCUUCCUACAAUCGUGGCCUCCUCCGUGCCGCAAUGGAGUUAUCGAAGACCAUAAAGGGUAUGGAAAUAGAGUACGUGGACAUAUCCCCUUUACCAUUUCUCAACACGGAUCUUGAGGUAGAUGGGACUUACCCUCCUGUCGUGGAGGCUUUCCGGCAGAAAAUUCUUGCAGCUGAUAGUGUGCUUUUUGGUUCACCAGAGUACAAUUACUCCGUCACUGGACCUUUGAAAAAUGCAAUUGAUUGGGCAUCUAGACCUCCAAAUGUUUGGGCUGAUAAAACUGCUGCAAUGUUGAGCGCGGGAGGAAGCUUUGGUGGGGGACGAUCACAAUAUCAUCUCCGCCAGAUUGGAGUUUACCUUGAUCUUCAUUUCAUCAAUAAGCCAGAGUUUUUCCUUCAUGCAUUCCAACCUCCUGAAAAGUUUGAUAGUGAUGGCAACUUGAUUGAUGCUGCUGCCAAGGAGAGGAUCAAAGCGGUUCUUUUAGCUUUACAUGCAUUUACAUUGCGACUUCAAGGCAAGUGUGGAUAGUAUUGCAUCUCUUCACACUUGACAUUAGCAUGAAACUGUUCGACUUAAAAUAGUUUUCCAUAUGUUGCUCUGAUUGGCAAAUACUAUUGAUUGAACUUUUCUGUUGUUUUCGAUUUUUACUGCUUUGGAAUUAUGUAUGGUUGUGUAGAAAUGUACCUCAAUAAUUAUGUGACACUCAAUAAUUUCGAUUGAUGCUUUGAACCUUUCAAAGUUGAAAACGCAUCAAUGACAAUUGGAACUAUUUUGAAUUUUUUUGAU